Sciurus carolinensis (gray squirrel) is the source of this 1872-nucleotide messenger RNA. It is a transcript of the gene Coro1a, whose product is annotated as coronin 1A. Gene Ontology annotation, biological process: actin filament organization; cell migration. The coding region runs from base 375 to 1760 and encodes 461 amino acids. The transcript is spliced from 11 exons. Gene Ontology annotation, molecular function: actin filament binding. The record is from RefSeq and is a predicted model, not a curated record. Lineage: Eukaryota; Metazoa; Chordata; Mammalia; Rodentia; Sciuridae.
GGGCUGCAGGAGGGAAGAAGGAACAGAGUAUUUUUGCAUUUUGACGUUAAAAGUGCAGAUUCGAUUCCCAGCGGCAUCUGUUGGGUUCGGAGCUGGCGGCGCAGAGCCGAGCUGCUCGCGCAAAGAGGCCAGCGCUGCGGCGGGCUUGGGUCCCAGAGCCCGCGGCCGCCUCCGCGCAGGGCUGGGCCAGCCUCUCCAAGAGCUCCGCCCCAAAGGGGCGCUGCCAUCCGGAGGAGGCGGGCGCACGGCCGCUUCUCAUUCAUUGUCUUGACAGAGCAUCCUCAGCGGCCAGUCUCCGGCUCCUCCAGCUCCUUCCUCCUCCUCCUCUUCUUCCUCCUCCAUUUGGGGGGCCAAGCUCAUCUCCCUGCCGCAGGAUGAGUCGGCAGGUGGUCCGCUCCAGCAAGUUCCGCCACGUGUUUGGACAGCCAGCCAAAGCAGACCAAUGCUAUGAGGAUGUCCGCGUCUCACAGACCACCUGGGACAGUGGCUUCUGUGCUGUCAACCCCAAGUUUGUGGCCCUGAUCUGUGAGGCCAGUGGGGGAGGGGCCUUCCUGGUGCUGCCCCUGGGUAAGACUGGACGUGUGGACAAGAACGUGCCCACGGUCUGCGGCCACACAGCCCCUGUACUGGACAUCGCCUGGUGCCCACACAAUGACAACGUCAUUGCCAGUGGUUCUGAGGACUGCACGGUCAUGGUGUGGGAGAUCCCUGAUGGGGGCCUGACGCUGCCCUUGCGGGAGCCUGUCGUCACCCUGGAGGGCCACACCAAGCGUGUGGGCAUCGUGACCUGGCACCCCACAGCACAGAAUAUACUGCUCAGUGCAGGUUGUGACAACGUGAUCCUGGUGUGGGACGUGGGCACUGGGGCAGCUGUGCUGACGCUGGGCCCAGAUGUGCACCCGGACACAAUCUACAGCGUGGACUGGAGCCGCGAUGGUGCCCUCAUCUGCACCUCCUGCCGGGACAAGCGUGUGCGCAUCAUCGAGCCACGUAAAGGCACUGUCGUAGCCGAGAAGGACCGUCCCCAUGAGGGGACUCGGCCUGUACAUGCUGUGUUUGUAUCAGAAGGGAAGAUACUGACCACAGGCUUCAGCCGCAUGAGUGAGCGGCAGGUGGCGCUGUGGGACACAAAGCACCUGGAGGAGCCACUGUCCCUGCAGGAGCUGGACACAAGCAGUGGAGUCCUGCUGCCCUUCUUUGAUCCUGACACCAACAUUGUCUACCUCUGUGGCAAGGGUGACAGCUCCAUCCGCUACUUCGAGAUCACCUCCGAGGCCCCAUUCCUGCACUAUCUUUCUAUGUUCAGUUCCAAGGAAUCCCAGCGUGGCAUGGGCUACAUGCCCAAACGUGGCCUGGAGGUGAACAAGUGUGAGAUUGCCAGAUUCUACAAGUUGCACGAGCGAAAGUGUGAGCCCAUCGCCAUGACAGUGCCUAGAAAGUCGGACCUGUUCCAGGAGGAUCUGUACCCACCCACAGCAGGGCCUGACCCUGCCCUCACAGCUGAGGAGUGGCUGGGGGGUCAGGAUGCUGGGCCCCUCCUCAUUUCCCUCAAGGAUGGCUACGUACCCCCCAAAAGUCGGGAGCUGCGGGUCAACCGGGGCCUGGACAGCACACGCAGGAGGGCAGUGCCAGAGGCCGGUGGCACUCCCAGCUCGGAUGCUGUGUCCCGGCUGGAGGAGGAGAUAAGGAAGCUGCAGACCACAGUGCAGGAGCUGCAGAAGCGCUUGGACAGGCUGGAAGAGACAGUCCAGGCCAAGUAGAGGACAAGGGCCUUCAGCUGGGUCAGGUUGCUCACAGCUCUCCACUCCCACCCAGGCCUCAGGCUAUCAUGGCAAAGAAGAAACAAUAAUAAAAUGACUUUAUUUUCUUGUA